This is a messenger RNA of Effrenium voratum, 281 nucleotides long. The record is from the annotation of a GenBank genome assembly. Lineage: Eukaryota; Dinophyceae; Suessiales; Symbiodiniaceae.
GUCAGCCUGCGAAGACAGAGAUGGUCUGGGUGCGAGAGUUGAAGGAGGAGAACGGCGAGUACAAGCUGGUGGGCAAUGCCCUGCCAAUCAAGCCUGUGCCGGAGAACAUCGGCUUCCUGAAGAAGGUCAUCAAGGAGGAGAACCCAAGUCGUGUCCAGUGCGAUGCUGUUCAGAUGCGGAUUUUCCACCUCACCGAAGGCACGUGGCAGGAGGAGAAGAAGAUGAGCGCUGCAUUGCGCCCUUCCACGGAAGAGACGCCUUACGGCUAUCUUGUACCAUAG